AUGAAGAAGAAAGUCAAGGUCCGCACCACAAGAGGCGGCCACGUCGAGGCCGAAGACUGGACCGAGGACCUCGAGGACGUCUUCCAGGCCGCCGCAAAAGGCAACGUGAAAAGCCUCCGCGCCCACCUCUCCCGCGGCGUCAGCCCCGCCAUCAAAGAACAAGUCCUCUUCGGCUACAACCUCCUCCACCUCGCCGUCCUCAGCGGCAACCUCGCCGCCGUCCAGCUCAUCCUCCAAUACAAGCCCAACCUCAACGCUACCGCCGACGACGGUCAAACCACCGCCCUCGUCCUCGCCUGCGGCGACAACGCCACCAACCAAGGCCCCAACCCGGCCAUCGUGCGCCUGCUCCUCAACUCGGGCGCCCACGUCUCCACCCUCAGCAGCCCGGGCACCUACCCGCUGCACGCGGCCGCCGCCUCCUCCACCACCGACGCCACCGUCCGCCUGCUCCUCGCCGCGGGCGCCAGCAUCACCGCCCUCGACGCCGCCGAGCGCCAGACGGCGCUGCACAAGGCUGCGUACGGCCGCAGCGCCGCCGUCAUGCGCGCGCUGCUGGCGGCGCCCGGUGCGGGGGGGAUCGUCAAUGUCCCCGAUGCCGAGGGCAUGCGGCCGCUGCAUUUGGCGGUGGAUAUACCGGAUGAUUAUGAUGAUGAUGUGGCGUAUGUGGCGCGGCGGGCGGAGCUGGCCGGGUUGUUGCUGGCGGCGGGGGCCGAUCCCAAUGUGUUGGGGGGGGAGGGGAACGCGCCGCUUCAUGUGGCGAUUGCGUGUCGGGCCGGGGCGGUGGUGCGGUGUUUGUUGGAGGGCGGGGCGGAUCCGAAUCUGAGGGAUGGGGAUGGGUGGACGCCGUUGAUGGGGGCUGAGUAUGUGAAGGAUAGGGGGAUUGUUGCUUUGUUGGAGAGGUAUGGGGGGGUGAAGGGUUCUGAUGCUGGUGGUGGAUGA
Messenger RNA from Chaetomium globosum CBS 148.51, 942 nucleotides. RefSeq lists its product as uncharacterized. Gene Ontology annotation, cellular component: cytoplasm. The coding region runs from base 1 to 942 and encodes 313 amino acids. The transcript has a single exon. Lineage: Eukaryota; Fungi; Ascomycota; Sordariomycetes; Sordariales; Chaetomiaceae. The record is from RefSeq and is a predicted model, not a curated record. Gene Ontology annotation, molecular function: protein binding.